AUGGCUGCACAACAACAAGAACUAGAUGAGAAGAACCCAUUCUAUGAGUUAGUUGUUAUUUGUAGUACUUCUGGUCAAUUUGACCAAACCGUCAAUUCGUUCAAAGAUAUUAUAAAGAAGUCUAAGUUAGUAUGUAUAAAAGACUCUGAGUUGUUAGAUUGGAUAAAGAAGUACCAAAGAAGAGUUUUGAAGUACAAUGCUAUAAAUGAGUAUAUAAAUUCGAAGUUUAAAGACCCAAAUGAGGAAAUGCAGAGAAUAUUAGAGAAGAAACACUUCAGAAACAAACAGAAAGAGAUAGAAUACAUUUCGAAGAAAUUGCAAUCGUACGAUUGGAAGACUUACCCUCAUAGAUGUCUUCUUAUUUUAGAUGACUUUGCUUCUCAUCCUUUGUUAAAGAACAGAGAACAAGAUAUGUGUCGAAUUCUUAAGAAGCUCAGACACUUUAACAUCUCAGUUGUCAUUUGUGUACAGACAGCAAAGAGUUUAAGUAAGGAUGUUAAAAGAAUACUUACUGAUAUCAUACUUUUCCCUGGAUUGUCCGAAGACGAUUUCAUGGAACUUAUGAAAGAGUCCAUGGCAGGUAAGUUUGACAGACAUGAACUAUGGGAGAAGUACAAAGUCAUACAAGACCCUCAUACUUCUUUCAGAAUUCAUAUCUACGCAAACAAAGUUCAAAUUGUAAAAAGUCAAUAA
Trichomonas vaginalis G3 is the source of this 693-nucleotide messenger RNA. Its product is annotated as protein of unknown function, DUF4106 family. The record is from RefSeq and is a predicted model, not a curated record. Lineage: Eukaryota; Parabasalia; Trichomonadida; Trichomonadidae. The transcript has a single exon. Bases 1 to 693 code for a protein of 230 amino acids.